GGCGCAUGUAUUUACGUUCUCGAGCGCCACCGAAGGAGGGGGUGGUAUUUGAAGAGCUGAAGCGCGAUUUCAUCCCUCAUACGCAGACUUGACUCCUUCCGUGAGUAACAAAGAUUUUAUCAGAAGACCAUAAGACAGCUGAUAAAGUGUAACUUUGUGUUUCAACAAGGAUAUAUCCUUACGGUAGCAACCUUUGGGCUCUAAAAAUUCGACAUGAAGGGUGCGGAAGAAAAAGGAAUUUCCAUGAGAAUCCAGUGGAAUCUCAGGAUGUAGGGGCAAGUGGCAGCAUCCGACUUCCAAUUUCCAUUUACAAGGCAUUACUGAGGGCAGCAGCUCAAAAUAUUCGAAACACAAUUCAACGUAAUAUAAAUGACUAUCAGUUGCCAGGGAUCCCACAGGUUUAUUUAUCUGGCAGAAUACCCCUUCACAAGAGAUUUGACAUCCCACCAACAUCCUUAAAUUAACUCGAUCGUUUGGAUCUAUGGAUGAUACGAAUUACUCGCGAAAAAAAAAAAA
Messenger RNA from Heterotrigona itama, 516 nucleotides. The record is from the annotation of a GenBank genome assembly. NCBI's taxonomy places the organism in Eukaryota, Metazoa, Arthropoda, Insecta, Hymenoptera, Apidae.